AUGGGGCCAAUGCGCCUCAGCCUCUACAGGCUACUGGAGAAUCCGCGCUCAUCUUUCGGAGCUAAAGUAUUCUCUAUUAUUUCCGCUUUCUUUGUUCUACUUUCAUUAUUAGGUUUGAUACUUAGUUCAAUGCCUGAACUGCAGGAUGAGCAGAAAGAACCGCAUUACAUUCUUCAGUGGCUUGAGCUGUGUUGUAUGGCCUACUUUACUGUGGAAUACCUUGCCCGUUUCAUCGUGAACCCAUUCAAGGCAAAAUUCAUACGCUCCCCUUUGAAUGUGAUUGAUGUGCUGACGAUUUUGCCAUUUAUCAUUGAAGCCUUCAACGAGCUUCAAUGGAUGAAAAAUUUUAGAGGUGCCAUGCUCGUAGUGCGAGUAAUGCGAUUAGCCAGGGUAGCUCGUAUAUUUAAGCUGGCCAGGUAUAGCACUGGUUUGCGAGCAUUUGGAGAGACGAUGAAAAAGAGUGCUGCAGAGCUUAGUAUGCUGGGAAUGUUCUUACUCACAGGAAUCAUGCUAUUCUCAACAGCAAUUUACUUUUUUGAAAGGGAUGAGCCGAACUCAAAAUUCUACUCAAUACCAGCUGCCUGUUGGUGGUGUGUUAUAACGAUGACAACUGUUGGCUACGGUGAUCUUGUUCCAGUCACGGCAGGAGGCAAGGUUGUUGCCGCGAUGGCUUCGGUUUGUGGUAUUAUUGUGCUAGCCUUUCCAAUCUCUAUGAUCAUCGAUAAAUUUGCCGAGUCCACAGGCGUUUGGAACGAAGUGGAAAAAGAAAAUCCGAAAAAGGGGAAAGUGAAGCGCACAUUUUUUUAA
Strongylus vulgaris is the source of this 807-nucleotide messenger RNA. Lineage: Eukaryota; Metazoa; Nematoda; Chromadorea; Rhabditida; Strongylidae. The record is from the annotation of a GenBank genome assembly.